CCCUGCUAUGGAACUUGAUGAGAUCGCAGUGACAGUUCUUCCCGAGGAUGGCAUAGCCAAUGGUGAAACAAAGAAAUUGAAAAGAGAAAUGAAGACAGCAGACGCCACUAAACUAGACGAUAUUCCAGAUAAUAUUUUGGAAGACAACACAAAGGAAGCGUUUACUCGCCUCUGCAAGUGUCUAACAUUGAGCAUCGCGUACGCGGCCAACUGCGGUGGCAUCGGCAGUCUCACAGGAACUGGACCAAACCUUGUCAUGAAGGGACAGCUCGACAUAGUCUUGGAGGAGUAUGGCAUUACGCAGUCCCCAAUCACCUUCGCAUCGUGGAUGGGGUUCGGAGUACCUCUGUCCUUUACCUUAGUCAUAAUUGUCUGGAUCUGGCUGCAGAUCAUGUUCCUCAGAUGCAAAAAUUGUUGCGGAUCCAGAAAUCCGGAAAGAGCAGCUAGGGUGAAGGCUGCAAUCCAAAGGGAAUACGAAAAAUUGGGACCAAUUACAUUUGGUCAAGGUGCAGUGAUGGCUCAUUUCAUUGUUCUGGCGAUCCUAUGGGUUACUCGUGAUUUGGGCGGAGAAUACGGUUGGGGAAAACUCUUUAAACAGGGGUACGUGAAGGACGGUGUACCCGCGGUGUUUAUAGCCGCUCUUCUCUUUAUAUUUCCUUCUAAAGUUCCAGAGGCAUUUUGUAGAAGAAUUGACGGUACCCGAGCUCCGUUAAAGCCUUUAUUAUCGUGGCGUGCGGCGGUGGAUAAGGUACCAUGGGGUGUGGUCUUCCUGCUCGGCGGAGGCUUCGCUAUGGCCAAGGCAUCAAAGGAAUCCGGUUUGUCCGCCUGGGUUGGGGAGAAGCUGUCAGUUCUCGAUUUUCUAGAGCCAUGGGUGCUUAACCUCGUGCUUUGUUACAUCAUCGCUGCCAUGACGGAAGUGACGUCAAAUACCGCUACGUGCACGCUCAUGAUGCCUAUCCUUGCUAACCUGGCAGUGCACCUGAAGCAGACUCCCAUAUACCUGAUGUUCCCAACGGCCAUAGCAACGUCAUUCGCCUUCAUGCUGCCUGUGGCCACGCCUCCUAACGCCGUCAUCUUCUCCUAUGGCUAUGUUAAGGUCACGGACAUGGUUAAGGCAGGCUUCAUAUUGAACGUAAUAUGUGUGUUGGUGCUCAUCGGGUUCACUGAAACGCUUGGAAACAAGCUGUUUGACUUUCACACACUUCCGCCGGAAAUAGCUUUAUAUUACAAUAACACGACUUGACAUAGAACUUCGUAAUGUAAACAAUUGUUUUGAUCCUGUGGAUAUAUUAGCUUACAUGAAUGAUAAAACAAGGUGGCAAU
Molecule: messenger RNA, 1323 nt
Organism: Mya arenaria
Lineage: Eukaryota; Metazoa; Mollusca; Bivalvia; Myida; Myidae
Product: solute carrier family 13 member 2-like
Exons: 10
Coding region: 8-1243 (411 amino acids)
Biological process (GO): monoatomic anion transmembrane transport
Cellular component (GO): membrane
Molecular function (GO): transmembrane transporter activity
Source: RefSeq, a predicted model, not a curated record